AUGGAGGGCCUCUCGUCCGAGAACGCCCAUCUCAUCGGCCUCCUCGCUGACACCCUUGCCACAGGUGUCUACAUUGCUUAUCUCCCACAGUCCGUCCUCGUUCUCCGCCGAAAAUGGCGCGCAGGGGCGUCGCUCUGGCUCCCGCUCUCGUGCGCCAUCAUCUUCGUCCUCGCGAUGGCCGACUCCUGGACGCAGCUCGUCCUCGGUUAUACUGCGUUCAGCGUGCCUCCCGGAGAGAGCUUUGCGAAUCCGCAUGCCGUGAUUAUCGACAUCGGCUCUCACGUCAACCUUGCCAAGGGCGUCUUCACUGCCGCCCUCGCCAUGUUCUCCGACCUCAUAAUCGUGCACCGCACGCUCGUGGUCUGUGAUUACAACCUCAUCGUCGCCUUCUUCACCGUCGGCCUCCUUCUGGCCUCUUACGCGCUCAGCGCAUGGUCGGUAUGGACCGAGUUCCAGACCGGCACCGUAUCCGUAGGAAUCCUGGCCGCCGAAGUGUCCAUCCGCGUCAAGUACUUCUUCAUCCUCACCUUCGCCCUCAACAUCCUCUGUGCCGCCCUGAUUUCCUGGAAAAUCAGGUGCGUGACGAGAAAGACGUCGAGGCACACGCACGGCGCCAGCCCGCUCUCCUCCGUCAUCUCGCUCGUCAUCGAAACCGCCGCGAUAUACUGCGCGAACCUCCUCGCGCUCAUCGUCACCGACCUCAUCCAGUCGAACGCGUUCUUCAUCUUCCUUCAAGUGCUCCCCGCCGUAAACGCACUCACCUAUACCAUGCUCAUGGUCCGCACCAGCGCCGCCGCCCGGUCGGACCCGAGCACGACCGUGAUGUCGACCCACAUCCGAUUCGCCACCGUGAACGACAGCCGGUACUCGCCCAGCGUGAGCCGCGCGGAGAGCGGGACGUUCGACCCCGACCGGCUGUCCAUGCCCGCGAGCACCGCGCACCGCGACGACGAGCCCGUCAAGGUCGGCGAGGCGGUGUAG
This is a messenger RNA of Epithele typhae, 981 nucleotides long. RefSeq lists its product as uncharacterized. The coding region runs from base 1 to 981 and encodes 326 amino acids. The transcript is spliced from 9 exons. Lineage: Eukaryota; Fungi; Basidiomycota; Agaricomycetes; Polyporales; Epitheliaceae. The record is from RefSeq and is a predicted model, not a curated record.